Galeopterus variegatus (Sunda flying lemur) is the source of this 1000-nucleotide messenger RNA. RefSeq names its product nudix (nucleoside diphosphate linked moiety X)-type motif 18 (gene NUDT18). The transcript has 2 exons. Gene Ontology annotation, molecular function: 8-oxo-dGDP phosphatase activity; magnesium ion binding; 8-oxo-GDP phosphatase activity. NCBI's taxonomy places the organism in Eukaryota, Metazoa, Chordata, Mammalia, Dermoptera, Cynocephalidae. Bases 158 to 898 code for a protein of 246 amino acids. The record is from RefSeq and is a predicted model, not a curated record.
GAGGGGGUGGCAGGUGGUUGUGCUGCUUCUGCAGAGCUCCCAGACCAGCCAGACGUGGUAGGGGUGAGGAUCCUCUCUCUCCCCUCAGGACGAGGUGCUGCUGAUCCAGGAGGCCAAGAGAGAGUGCCGUGGGUCGUGGUACCUGCCUGCGGGGAGAAUGGAGCGCGGGGAGACCAUCGUGGAGGCGCUGCAGCGGGAGGUGAAGGAGGAGGCUGGGCUGCACUGUGAACCCCUGACGCUACUGUCCGUAGAAGAGCGGGGCCCUUCCUGGAUCCGUUUCACAUUCCUUGCUCGCCCCACAGGUGGAAUUCUCAAGACUUCCAAGGAGGCAGAUGUGGAGUCCCUGCAGGCUGGCUGGUUCCCACGGACCUCCCUGCCCACUCCACUGCGGGCCCAUGACAUUCUGCACCUGGUGGAGCUAGCCGCCCAGUAUCGCCAGCGGGCCAGGCACCCUCCUGUUCUGCCCCAAGAGCUUCCCUGCAGUCUGGUCUGCCAGCGACUCGUGGCCACCUUUACCAGCAUCCAGACGGUGUGGGUGUUAGUGAGCACGGUGGGUAUGCCCCACUUGCCCAUCACCACCUCUGGCUUCACCCCCAUGGAACAGAGGGGUGGCCUCAAGAUGGCUGUUCUGCGGCUGCUUCAGGAAUGCCUGACCCUGCACCAUCUGGCAGUGGAGACCAAGGGCUUGCUUGGACUGCAGCACCUGGGCAGAGAUCACACAGAUGGCAUCUGCCUGAAUGUGCUGGUGACAGUGGCUUUUCGAAACCCAGGUAUUCAGGAUGAGCCCCCGAAGGUUCGGGGUGAGAACUUCUUUUGGUGGAAGGUGGUGGAGGAAGACCUACAAAGCCAGCUCCUACAGAGGCUUCAGGAAUCCUCUGUCAUCCCAGUGAACAGAUAGGAAGGCACCAGAAGAAGCCAGGAACUGGGCAUUUGUGCUCCCUUGGAGGGAGGGAGGAGGCUGGCAACCAGGGAUCUUGUUGCAUUAAGAGCUAGAGCAGUU